Molecule: messenger RNA, 3771 nt
Organism: Mesorhabditis spiculigera
Lineage: Eukaryota; Metazoa; Nematoda; Chromadorea; Rhabditida; Rhabditidae
Source: the annotation of a GenBank genome assembly
AUGAAAAUGGGUGAUGCGGAAGGUCGACAACGCGAAGGAGGACUGCCUGGAGGACAGGCGCAGCCGCGUCCGGAUCCGGGCGUCGGUGCCGCGCCUCAAAAUGAUGGACCACCGCCGCCAUAUGAGCAAGAACCGGCCGGCGGGUCCGCGUCGAAAGAGACGUUGCCAAGUUACGCAGAGGCCACGCGUCAGAGCCAAGACGCUUCGAACAACGCCGCCAUCCCGCUGCCACCGGUGCCGGACUUCUCGGAAGUGCCGCAGCCACCGGUGGCCUCGUGCUCGACGUCAAGCUUCACAGCCGUCACCAAGGGCCCGCCACUCGACGAGAAUGAGCACCCGUACGUCGGGCUCAUCAACCAGGCCAUGACGUGCUACCUCAAUUCGCUCAUCCAGACGCUCUACAUGACGCCCGAGUUCCGGAACAGCCUCUAUCGUUGGGAAUACGAUCGGAGCGACGGUGGCGCGACCAACAUCCCGUGCCAGCUGCAAAAGCUAUUCGUCAUGCUGCAGACAACGGACAGAUGCAACGCCGAGACCACCGAGCUGACGAACAGCUUCGGAUGGACAACCACUGACGCCUACGAGCAGCACGACAUCCAAGAGCUGUGCCGGCUGAUGUUCGAAGCGCUCGAGAACCGCUGGAAGAACACGGCGCAAAAGGACCUCAUCCAGAAGCUCUAUAGGGGUACGAUGGAGGACUUUGUGAAAUGCCUCGGAUGUGGCAACGAGAAAGUGAAGCCCGACUACUUCUUGGAUCUGCCGCUCGCCGUGCGCGCUUUCGGCUCCCAGAAUUCCUAUCACAGUGUGGAGGAAGCCCUCGCAGCCUUCAUCCAGCCCGAGACAUUGGACGGCGACAACCAAUACCACUGCGACUCAUGCGAAAAGAAGCAGGAUGCGCAGAAGGGCUUUCGCAUCACGCAAUUCCCUUACCUGCUCUCCAUCCAGUUGAAGCGCUUCGACUUUGACUACAACACGCUGACCCGGUGCAAGAUAGUGGACAGGGUCACGUUCCCGGAUGUGCUCAACCUGAACCCGUUCGUCGGCAAGGCCACGCCGAAGGUCGCGCGCAGCAGCGAUGUGAAAGCCGGACAGCAGAUCGACCACGAGGCCGUGAUCAAGAUGAUUCAAACAGAGGGUGAAAACGUCUACGAGCUGUUUUCGGUGAUGGUGCACUACGGCACGGCGAACGGCGGCCACUACUUUGCGUACAUAAAAAAUCUCGACCAAGAGAAGUGGUACGAGUUCAACGACACGAAAGUCGCCUGCGCCUCCCUCCACGACAUCAACAAGACGUUCGGCAGCUUUUCCGGCAAUCAGGCCGUCGCCUACAUGCUCGUGUACCGCAAGAUUUCCCUCGAUCAGAACGAGCACUUUUUGCGCACCGCGGAGCUGCCGGAGCAUAUAAACCGGUUGAUGGCCCGAUGGACGCAAGACGAGGAAAACCGGGCCAAACAACUCGAGGCCGACGCCAAGCUGGUCAAAAUCGUCGUGCAGCUCAACGUCGCCACCAAGGUGCUUUCAAGAAGCCGCCCUCCGGUGCACCAGUUCGAGCUGUCGCGCGAGAAUCAAUUGGGGGAUAUCAUCAAGGAGAGCGCCAAGUAUUUCGUCGCGGAAGAGGAGGACUUGCAGCUGAAUUUCCGAGAUUGCCGCCUGUUGGAGUGUGACGCGCUGCACCGCCAGAUCACCUACGAGCACACGGCGCGCAAUGAGCUGAACAAGCUGAUCGACUCUCGGCUGCCAACGAUGGGCUCACACAACGGCUACAAACCCUCGCGGCCCGAGCUCCAUUUCCUGCUCGACGUCAAGCGUCCCGAGAACAUGUUCUACCCGGCGUUCCCGGAAAGUCACGAGUCGGUGUGCACCUUCCAGGUGUUCGUCGUCGACUUUGUCAACGAUCGCCUCUCGCGUUUCCUGAUGGCCGUCGGCAGGAAGGAGAGGGUCAUCGAGGUGCGCAGGAAGAUCGGCACCAUCCUUGGCACGACCCCGCACGAAUUCUUGCAAUAUCGGCUCUACUACGAGCGACGCCCACCGAAUCAACCAAGCACGCUGGUCGCCGCCGAAAAUGGCUUCCCGCUCUGCCAGCUCUGGUCGGACAACCUCUCGGAACCCGUUGCGCUGUUCAUCGACGGCAUGGCGGACAGCUCCAUUGAACACCAACAAGAGGUUGCGGCCGAUCGACAACUGCCUUUUCAGGAUUCGCGCAUGUUCCAUCUGCUCGACCGCAACAAGCAUUCCAUCGAAAUACUCGUCGAGUUACCAAAUGAAGAAGAAAUUACUCGUGCCCAGCGACUCGGCCACUUUGGCGACCCCGUCGACCCGGAGAUGAUGGAUGCCACGGAUUCGAUGUCGUUCUCGAUGGACGUCGUUGAAGCGCCAUCUGAGGUGGCCACCUCCGCCAGCGACGAGCCCACCUACUCGCUGGAGCUGCUCGGCCAGCCCGAACCCCUGAUUUUUGGCGGCUCCGAUGCGGCUCCCGCCUGCAGCCAGUCCAGCUCGCUGGACGAUGAGGACGAGCUGAUGACGCCCGGCAGCUUUUGCAACAACACACCACUGCUCUCUCCAAACGUGUCCGAGGGCGGCGAAGAUGAUCCGAUGGGUGCCGGCGAGGAGAGCCAGAAUAGGAUGGACAUUUGGGGCGACAAGACGACGUACACCCAGGAAGAACACUACACGGCGCUAGAUGACAUGACGAAUGCCACACGGGGCAGCCUGAUCGAUGAUCCUGGAGCGCGACUUCAAGAUCCGCCCCGAGACUGGCGCGAGCUGAUCCGCGUGCUUGAAACUACACAAACAGACACGCAUCCCGAGCUCCGUCUCGACGUCGACCGCCGUCUCCUCACCUACAAAUUCAAAGAGUGGCUGGCCAGGUACCUCGACUAUGACGAGAGGAAAUUCGGAUUGGCCCGCUAUCAACCGAAUUCCGACCAAAAUGUCGAAAUCACCACCAAGGCGGACACGACGAUGGAGGAGGUGUGCAGGAUGUCAUUGAAGGUCGCGCUAACUCUACGUGCUCCGCUUCGUGAGGGUGAGAAGAUGUUGCUCGUUCAACGCUUCUGCACCGAGGAGAUUGAUUAUGCCCGACAAGCCCCUCUCUGCCGCCUCCAUUGCCGGACAAAUACGCCAAUCGAGGCCCUGCUCGAGCAAUGCCGUCGCCACCUCGCCGUCGACUUCAACGAUGAAGUUCCUGUUGAAAGACUCCGCUUCCGCGCGAUCGAGGACGCGCUGCGCAUGACCAUGCUGCCGACGACCGGCCACAUUGGACCCGUCUGGCAAGACAUUGUCUAUCUGGAGAUUUUGCCAGAAGAAGCCGUCGGCGCCACCGGCCAGUCGAUCUUCAUCCGGCGCUACCGGCCGUCGGUGCCCGACUUUGACGCGGCCGAGGACCUCUUCAUCGUGCCCACCGCCGAGAAUCAAGAGCAGACGCUGCGCCAAGCCAUCUCGGAGCGCUCGAACAUCCCGGCUGAUCGGCUGCAGUUUGUUGAGCCGACCAACCAAUGGGAGAAGUUCCCGUACGCCAAGACGCGCAUCCAGCUUCACGACCGCCAUCGCUGGACCUCGGAAUUGAAGUUUGGUGAGAAGUCGAUCGAGAAGCUCGCCGGCAAGGUUCUUUACUACAGGGAUGGUGGCGAGGAGGUGAAGGUGCUCACCGAGGAGGACCGCAAGCAGAUGAACAUCAAGGAGCAGCGGGCGAACAGCGGCGCGUGGAACACCACGAAAUACCGACGUCACGAGCGCCCGCUGCGCAUCAACAUGGGCUCGAUGUCGGAGGGC